Messenger RNA from Symbiodinium necroappetens, 1119 nucleotides. NCBI's taxonomy places the organism in Eukaryota, Dinophyceae, Suessiales, Symbiodiniaceae. The record is from the annotation of a GenBank genome assembly.
AUGCUGAAAGAUGUCAGGGACACAGCACCUCGUCCAGUUGACAAAGGCGAGUUUUCAAGCAACUGGACGCACAGGCAAGACAGGCAACAGCCUUCUGCCGACGCAUGGGCAGGCCAAUGUCUGCCUGCAGGCGAUGCCUGGUCGGUGCCCUGGUCGGAGGUCCAUCCACUCGUCGCAGAGCUUGAGUGGACAGAGGAGGCUUACCAGCCUGAGGCCUUUUACCCUGCGUACCCGGCGAUGCCGAACUCGCACGUGCACCUCAUGGAGAUGGAUGGCGUCUGCAUGGAUGCCAUGGCUGGCCAUGGUUCGAUGCUGUCCGAGGACGGCUGCAUGCUCCAGGCGGAUGGGAUGGCCUUUGCCGACGAUGGCAUGGCCGUGCAUCACGGGGCGCUGAUGCCAGAGGAUGCCUGCAUGCUCCAGGGCGACACCAUGCCGGGGCACAUGAUGCACAUGGACGAGUGCAUGAUGAUGCAGGAUUGGCCUCACAGCAUGGUCAGCGGCAGCUUCCAUGUCCAGGCUCUGCCACCUCCGCCGCCUCCCGCGCCUCCACCUCCCCUGGCUCCACGUGAGGAGGCAGUGGCGACUUUCCUGGCCGGCCGUCCGCCUUCUGCGCAAGUGCUUGCCACCACCAUGAACACCUCAGGGCACGCUGUUGGCUCGUCGUCGCCAGUUGUCGCGGAGCCCACCGAGGAGCCAAGCCCUGACAUGCAGAGGCAGCGGCCUCCGACCUCCAGCGAACAGGAGGCCCUUGAGGCCAUGAACGUGUCCGAGGAGGAAGGCGAAGAUGAGACGAACCUGAGACGUCGCCGCCACAAGAAGCGGCGGGAUAAAGACCGACCAGGAGGCCGUCGCGGAAAGAGCGAUGUGCUGAGAGCCAUCCGGCUGAUGCAGCGUGAGGGCCGCGCACCUGCUCGCCCGUGGCAUCAGCGGAUGCAGGAGGCUCUCAGAUCAGCGAUCUUGGACAUGCACCAGGACAGUCUGCAGGCACUUCGCUUCGGGAUUUGCUUUGCCAUGUGUUGGUCGCUCUGCAGUUUGGUGAUGUCCCUGAUCCGUUUCUCUUCCCAAUAUGGCGGGGACGUGGGAGACCUCACAGCCACCCAGGGCGGUGCAGGCCGCUAG